Molecule: messenger RNA, 507 nt
Organism: Gossypium raimondii (Peruvian cotton)
Lineage: Eukaryota; Viridiplantae; Streptophyta; Magnoliopsida; Malvales; Malvaceae
Product: pentatricopeptide repeat-containing protein At1g62930, chloroplastic-like
Exons: 2
Coding region: 1-507 (168 amino acids)
Molecular function (GO): protein binding
Source: RefSeq, a predicted model, not a curated record
AUGCUUGCUUCUGGACAAGUUACAGAUAUAGUGACCUGUUUGAUUUUGCUGAAUGGUUUAGGCAAAACUGGUCAUAUUGAGGAGGCAUUGAAACUUUUUCAAGCAAUGCGAAACGGUGGGUUGGAACUUGAUAUUGUCCCAUAUAAUAUCCUAAUUGAUGGGUUGUGCAAAGCUGGGCAUAUCGAAUUUGCCAAGGAAUUAUUUCAUCAACUCUCAGACAAUAGUUUAAAACCGAAUGUUGUCACAUAUCGUAUAAUGAUUAAUGGACUGUGUAAAGAGGGAUUGGCAGAUGAAGCAUACAGGUUGUUUGGGAGCAUGGGAGAUAAUAACUGUUUGCCUAAUAGCUGCUGUUAUAAUGUAAUGAUUCGGGGGUUCCUUCGCAACAGCUAUACCUCGAAGGCAACACAACUUCUUACGGAAAUGCUUGUUGAUCUUGAUCUUAGCAACUUCUUGAUCUUUUUGGUGGUGAUGUUAAAGAAAUUAGGGGAAAACCAGUAUUGCUUGUGA